AGUGGAAGACCUUGCAGAGAGGAUUUGGGGAAUGUUUAGCUGGGGUUGACACAAGAGCUCAUGUGAUUGUUGUUGUUUUGGUGGCGACAACGCAUUUUAGGCCGUGGCUCAGUCGCCUCCAGCACUCACUAUGUCCAACGAGGAGAAGGAAGUAACCAGUAGUGAUGAGAAAUCUAACAGUAAGGAGUGUGAAAGCAGCAAGACGCACGCAGAUAGUUCUUGUGAAGCUGAUGGUGCCACAUCAAAUAGUCGGCCGCAGAGUUUAGAAGAAGCCGUGCAACCUGACACAAACGAGAUUAAGCCAGAUACUCAAUCUGAAGCCCUACCAUCUGGGGAAGCGGUAAGCUUUAAACUUGUCUAUAAUAAGACAAAAUAUGAUAUAGAAUUUCCUUUAGACGGCACAAUCAAGCAGUUAAAGGAACACCUAAGUUCUAUAAUUAACGUGUUACCAGCAAUGCAGAAAGUAAUGAUAAAAGGGCUAGCAAAAGAUGAGAAGACACUUCGAGAAUUGGGUGUGACGCGGGGGGCUAAAGUUAUGGUUGUGGGAUCUAAGCUCGACGAUGUUGUCAGUGUCAAUACUCCCAAAUCCGAUAGCUCAUCCUCUGAGAAGCCAAGUACCACCACCACCACAAAAGAACCUCUCAGCAAACAAAAACUUCAUCGUAAGAUCCUUGAUAAAGGGUUACCGGAUGAUGUUAUGCCAGGAAUUAAGAACAGUAAGGAUGUCUUGCCAUCGUAUCCAUUAUCUGGAAUGGUUAACAAACACGGAGGAAAAGUUCGACUUACAUUUAAAUUAGAACUAGAUCAGAUAUGGAUUGGCACUAAGGAACGCACGGAAAAGAUCAACAUGAACCACAUCCGGCAAGUUGUUUCAGAAGCAAUAGAAGGUCACGAACAAUAUCACAUAAUGGGACUGCAGCUAGGACCUACAGAAGCCUCACGCUACUGGAUCUAUUGGGUUCCUGCACAGUAUGUUGAUGCCAUCAGAGAGACGGUUCUUGGCAAGUGGUAAUAUUUAGGGGACAUUAGGGUUUUCAUCACCAACACAUUUUUAUUGGUUCACAAAAAUCAUGUAAUUUUGCCUUAGUAAGAGCAGAUGGAACUUAAGGAGCCUGCAUUAGCACUGAACAUCAGAGAUAGGAAAGUUGGUAAAGCAUGCCAAUAAGACUUGAUAUAUUACCCUUCAUGGCAGUGUGCUUUGCUUGUUCUUUGCGUUGUGCAUUUUGAAUUGAAUUCAGUUAGAUGGAUGACAAUUUCUCUUGUUCUACCCAUUUUCAUAUUUCAAUUGCUUCAAUGUUUAUGGCUUGAAAUAUAUGUACACGUGCCAUGCAAGUUCUUAAAGACGGUAGCGCGAGAGAAGUGUGUGUGUGUGUGUGUGUGUAAUAGUUUAUUGUCGGAGGCUGAAAGUUCCAUCUGCAAUGCUCGGGUUGUUAUUGGCCAUAUGGGGGUGAAGGAUGAGAGUUGUGUUGGGCAAGGUGAUUUUUGAGAAAGCUUUCCACAUGUUUAAUAUUGCUCAUAUUGUGAGAGGAUUAGGGCCAAGAUUUUUAUCACAUGGUGCUUAAGAAAUAAAUAAUUACAAAACAAGGCUUAAUCUAACAUAACAAUAUAAAGAAUGUAUCACAAGUUGCAAAAGAGGAAAAUAAUAUAACAAAGUCGCUGAGAAGGAAAAGUUAUAAAUUAGUGUUUUUUUAUAUACAGCAUUACUUUGUGCUGUGAUAAUUUCAGGGAAAUAGAAUGAUUAUGGAAAAGUGUAAAAGAUUGACACUAAAAUACCUGAAUUGAAGAUUUUUGUACCUUAGCUUUCAUCAACACUGGUCUUUUAGCAUGUGCUCUUAAGCUGAAACCUAAAUAACUUCUGUGCAGAAUUUAUCUAAGUAACCUAAUAAAUAUUUUUUGCACCUUGUACAUGUUUUGUCCCACCAAGCAUUUUCUAAAAAUAUCAUAAGUCUAUUACCUUCUAUGAAAUAUGCAGGCGAUGAGUCACAAUAACGUGGCUAAAGUAUUCUAUGGUUCUAUGAAAUAGUGUUAAUGGCUAUUUUUUGGUUAUUUAUAACCUCAGAAAAGUACUGCACUAUUUUAUAUAAUGUAUAUGUAGAGGAAAACCGAAAUAAAUAGGAAGACCGUGUGGUAGUAACUACUGUGAGAACAUGGUGCAGCCCACGUUUGAUACCAGUACUGUAUUUUAAGAAAAUAUACAAUUUUGAUGCAAGCAGGUAAUGGCACUAAAGAUAAGUAUUCAGAGCUAAUUAUUUAUGACGAUGAUUACAGCAGGGUGCAGUGGGACAUGCUUAAAUAAAUUGUGCAAAGAAAUCCAAGGGCAAAAAUAUCUGGCGAGAUGUGUAAUAAAAUCUGGGAAGGUGAAAAGUAUUCUGUGUAUAAUUACUGAUACUAUAAUGCUGCCUUUCAAAUUUGUGUUGUGUACUGGCAGCAGCUGUCAUUAGCUAGCAUUUGCAUUAAGAGCUUGCCAGAAUAUGUAGCUUGUGUAUCCAUGUACAGUAUUCAGACCUACAGUCCAUGCUUAGUUUCUCUUUAGUACUAAUGUAAUUCUUUGAUGUUGACAUUAAAUGUACUGUACUGCACUGAACUUAAAAUUGGGCAUUAGAGGGAAGAUAUUUUUAUGGGCAGUUGGUUACAUUGACAUUUAAAAGGUAAUGUAUGUGUAUAAAAUAUAUUUAUAUUUAAAGAGCUUCUAGUUACAUAAACAUUUAAAUACAGUACCAAAUUUCAGUGAUACAAACACAUUUUUUAUCAGGAUAUUGAAGUUUAUUUUGUAUCCAUUUGACACACACACAAUUAAUGAUUGGUGCAAUUAUAAUUGUGCUGCCUCUUGGUAAGUUCUGCUACAUUAUUAAUGUAUAUGGCUUAUUACUCUGGUCAUUCCUAGACAUAGUAAUUCAGUUAUAUAGGCAUAUGUUGCAAUUGACAAAGGUCAUUAGUGCAACUAAAGUCUACUGUUGAUAGAAAGUGGAUAUUGAUGCAUAAUAUAUUCAGACUUGCUGUAAGGAUUAAGCUAAUAUUAACUUUAAAUAUUAUUGUAAUUAAAAUUUGGACAAUUUGUGAAUGGGUUUGUACUUGUGAUAUAGGUUUAAUGAGUAACACUUAGUAAGUGCAUUCUUUGGUACAAGAAAUUCAAAGGUAUUCCAGAUUAAUAUUUAGUGGCAAAAUUUUUGAACUGACUGGUUAAUGGAAAUAUUAAAGUUAAAUAAUAAUUUAAGAGGUGGACAUCUUAUCACAACAAUAUUAUGUACUCUAGUUAGAUGUGAACAUGGAACAAUCAUCACUGACACUCGGGUGAAAGAGAUUUAUAUGUGCAAAUGGGACUUAUUAUUGCCUUUAUUGAAGUACAUUUUAAAUAAUUUAGCUUCAGCCAAUUUCAAAGAUGACUAGGAAGCAUGGAAAAAUAUACAGAUUUGUAUGAAUUAGGCAAAUAGUAAGAGUAGACUAAAGCUUUAAUACUAGAAAUGACUCGAAGUAUAUUGGGUAUGUGCAAAUAUUCACAGAUAACAGGCAUACAUAAACACUUCAGCAUGCAUAAUAAAAUUGGUGUUUUUCACUUCACUUUUCAGAGGUAAAUGCAAUUAUUAUAAUAUAAAGUUCUUAAUUUUGUACUGUAUAUCAUAAUGACCUGUUGUACAACAUGGUGACUGGUGAAGGACCUAAACCCAUGCGGAGAUUUCUGUAGUAUUUCUGCAAAUAUUUACUCGUUAAAUCUGUCCUGCCUUAACCUACCUCCCAUUUUCUUUUAAAUGUUUGUGGCCUUUGCAUGCAGUCUUAACACCUCUUCCCACAUGACCAUAUUAAAGAUUUGUAACACUUGCAAGAGUGAGCGUGUCUAUCUUUGAAGCCUGUCAAGCACUUCACCCAAGCACAUAUAACGGUACAAUACUUUAUUUUCAUGUAGAGAUUAAAUACCAGACAGAAUAAGCCUUGUUUUGCAUUUUUGUAUUGUUAACGGAUGACUUUGAUAAUAUAAGUCGUUUGUUUGUAUGCAAAUGAUAAAUACCAUAUAUUGUUCUAUCCUGGCAAAUGGAACUUGCAACUUCAUUGCUUCUUGUGACAUGAAUUUUGUUUAAUUAAUAUUGAACAUUUAGUGAGAUGAUAGUGACUAUGCAGUAAAUAUUAAGGAAAAGAAUGUAAAUACAAUUGUCAUUGAUGAAAUGGGUAACUUGUGUAUGGCGGUAUGGAACUGUGUACAUGGUAACUGCUGCGAUCGGCAGUUAGGUCGAAAAGCUGUGUCCUAUGGUUUGUGUUAAAAGAAUUACUCCUAUUUUUGCACCUUUUAUAUAUCUAAUUGUCUGCACUUUCAAAAUAAUUGUGAUUGCAGCUACUAGACAGACUAUAUCUAAUAGUGAUGUUUAGUAAAUAAGCAAAUAUACAUUUUAUUUGUAUUGUGUGUUUAUAUACAAAAAUAUGGGAAUACGUCUAUGGUCUAAUUCAAAUCAUUCUGAACAAAAUGAUAGCCCGAAUAGCAGCAUACAUUCUACAUUUUUGUAUGGGAAAAGCUUUGUAAGAAAAAAAAAUAUUUGUUUCUUUCCAAGAAAAUACAGCUGUUCAUCCUAGAUUUUAGUUCUAUGAAUCAUGACUGGCAAGUGUAGAAUCUUGCUUUGUUUUGCAAAUGGGAAGCUUUUCAUAAAGAUUUAAGAAGCCCAUAAAAGGUGCGAAGAAAACUGGUAAGCCCGAGUCUGUGUUUGUGUUGGAGGACUACGUCUUUUUCUUUGCUCAAAGGUACACUGGACAAGAGUGUUCGAAAGGAUUAGAAUAUUCAUAAUAGUUUUUAUUAGCAUAUACCUUGUUUGCUUUGGGAGGGGGAUCUGAAAUUUUCAAACUGAUUCGCUUGUGAAGUUUUCUUUUUGCAGUACAUACUGUGUACAGAAUACGAAAACAAUAUUGCAAAUAUAUUUACUGUUGUUUUCUGUGCUAAUUUUCAUGUAUUUUGUGUAAAACAUUCAUUUUUUUCUUUAACUAAUUUGUGCCGUGCUUGGCAUUUAUCAAUAAUUGUGUAGUAUAUCAUAUAGUUUUGAUAUUUUCAGAUUACGGGGAAGGUUUCUGUGGCAAUUGUUAAAUUUUUGUACAAUAAAGAGAUUUAAUAACAA
Molecule: messenger RNA, 5093 nt
Organism: Procambarus clarkii (red swamp crayfish)
Lineage: Eukaryota; Metazoa; Arthropoda; Malacostraca; Decapoda; Cambaridae
Product: ubiquitin domain-containing protein UBFD1
Molecular function (GO): RNA binding; cadherin binding
Source: RefSeq, a predicted model, not a curated record